GAAUCUAAUAACAGUGGUCUUGAAGAAUUAGCAAUUAAAUCAAAUAAUCGUGAUCACGGCCAUGGUCAUCUAAGGUUAAAUAAUACCAUUUCAGUUAGUCAACAGAGUUGGGGUCGUGGUCAUCCAAGGUCAAAUAGUACUAUUCCAGUUAGUCAACAGGGUUAUAGUCAUCCAAGGUUAAACAAUACUACUCCAGUUAAUCAAUGA
Molecule: messenger RNA, 207 nt
Organism: Dentiscutata erythropus
Lineage: Eukaryota; Fungi; Glomeromycota; Glomeromycetes; Diversisporales; Gigasporaceae
Source: the annotation of a GenBank genome assembly